This is a messenger RNA of Exophiala aquamarina CBS 119918, 1167 nucleotides long. Its product is annotated as [acyl-carrier-protein] S-malonyltransferase. Lineage: Eukaryota; Fungi; Ascomycota; Eurotiomycetes; Chaetothyriales; Herpotrichiellaceae. The record is from RefSeq and is a predicted model, not a curated record. The transcript has a single exon. Gene Ontology annotation, molecular function: [acyl-carrier-protein] S-malonyltransferase activity. Bases 1 to 1167 code for a protein of 388 amino acids. Gene Ontology annotation, cellular component: mitochondrion. Gene Ontology annotation, biological process: fatty acid biosynthetic process.
AUGUCCCGACUCCCCCAGAUAGCCCUGCGUGGCAUCACACGGUCUCUUCGUCCCUCGACUCGAUCCUAUGCCACAUCUACUGAAGCACCUACACUCCGAACUGCCCUAUUCUUCCCUGGUCAUGGCGUGCAAAGAAAAGGUAUGACCAGGCCAUGGGUCGAAGCCUUUCCACAGACCUGCAAGCCCUUUCUCGAGGAGAUGGAUGAAAUACUAGGGUGCAAACUCUCCACAAUGAUUGACGAAGGUCCAAUCUUACAACUAGACAAAAGCGAGAAUGCCCAGCCAGCCAUCAUGGCCGUCUCCAUCAUGAUCUUACGCGUGCUGGAGAAACACUUUGGUUUCAAGACCGACCAUGUCAUUGAUGUCACAUUAGGCCACAGCCUGGGAGAAUACGCUGCCCUGGUGGCUGCUGGCAAUCUCGAAUAUACUUUUGCCUUGGAUUUGGUGCGAAGACGUGGAGACGUUAUGGGCGAGUGCACGCGAAAAGCAAAGGAAGAAUCAGGCGAGGAUUUUGGCAUGAUUGCUCUGGUCUGUGAGCCCGAGCAGCUCGACUCUCUGAUAGCGGCCGUCAAAGAAUUCCUCGGUCAUGGAACUGAAGGAACAAAAGAUGACUCGAGUGGCGUGCCCGCAAUCCAACAAGUGGCCAUCGCCAAUGCCAAUUCUAAAAACCAGAUUGUCCUUAGUGGAAGCUUCCAACGCAUUCGAAAUCUGCUGGUGCAUAUUCGGGAGUUUGGCGGUCACGACCCACGCGCUGUCGAGCUGAAGUCUCGGAGCGCCUUUCACAGCCCCAUCAUGAUGCCGGCCUUUGAGUUCAUGAAGAAAGCUCUCACCCCCGACAAUGUCACCUUCCCAGGCCGCUUUCCAUGUAUCAGCAAUGUCACAGCCCGGCCGUUCUCCUCCAAAGAUGAUCUCAUCCAAAAUUUCUCAAGGCAAGCAGUUGACACCAUCCUCUGGUGGGACUCGAUCAAGUACUUAGACCGCAAUGCUGGGACUCUACGAUGGUUGGGUGUUGGACCGGGUAAAGUUGGCCGCAAUCUGGUUUCGAAAGAAGUCGGUCGCUCUUCGGCAAAAGGAGGUGGUGUCUGGUCAAUCACAGAGCCCGAUGAGAUAGAAGACGCUCUACGCGGGUUAGAGGCGACGGUCAAGGAAGAUAAACAGACGAAGUAA